Molecule: messenger RNA, 552 nt
Organism: Enterobius vermicularis (human pinworm)
Lineage: Eukaryota; Metazoa; Nematoda; Chromadorea; Rhabditida; Oxyuridae
Source: the annotation of a GenBank genome assembly
AUGGCCUCCCUUAAGGAUGAUGCUUGGCCGGAAGCUGAUCCAUACAAAACGUCAGCGAUGAAGCGUCAAGGUUUUCACCCAUAUCGCAAUCUUCUAACUUUAAUUCAACAGUCUGCCGUUUUCUCCAAACCGCUGGCUUUUUCAAGAGCGAGAAAAACCACUGCAAACGAGCCAGCGGAAAUUAAAAUGCUGUAUUUAUUCCAGGUAGGAAAUUGGUUAUUCUUAUGCUUUGGAGCGUUACUACUUGCAUGUGGUAUAGCAGUAAUACUACUGUGUCGAAUACAGAGUUUAGCAUUUACGCGACACCAGCGUCGCACUGGCAGUGGUCGACGACGAACACGCCCAUGUAGACGUGAACCACUUCCGGUUUGGACGGUUGAUGCAAUUGAUCCAAGUUUUAGGCCGCCCCCAACUUACUAUGAGGCAAUACAUUGUUCUCCACAUGCACCUGGGAAUUCAGGACAAACGGCGGUAACACAACCAGCUUCAGUAACUCGACCACCCCCUUAUACGGCAACAGCUCCGUCACCCCAACGAACUACCGAUGUAUAA